AUGAGUAGACAUAAUUUUUUUAUGAUAAUUAUAGCAUUAAUUGGAAUUAUUAAUACUAUUUUUUGUAUUCCUUUCAAUCAAAAUGAAAAUAAAAAAGUUGAAAGUUCAUUAAGUUCAAAUGGACUUUUAAAAAAUGUUGUCAAACAUUCACCAAAAAUAAGUGAAGAGGAAAUCAACAAAAGUGAAAUUAAAAUAAUAAAAAAAGCUCAUGAAGAAGAAAAUAAAAAAUUAACAAAAUUAGGAAAAUGUAUAAAAGAUUAUACAUUAUCUUGUCCAAAAUAUUGGACAAAAAAUACUACUGAGAAUGGAAAAAUUACAUGUGUAGCUGAUUCUGAAUAUAAUGGAUUUUGCAUAACAAAUCAAUCAUUUGAAAAUUUUACAGAAAAUGAUAAAAUGAAUUUUGAAUCCAGUUGUAAUGUUGAAUGGCCAUGUAAAACAAUAUCAAAAGAUACAUGUGAAGAUGGAAAAAAAGAUUAUAAUAAUCCAUGUCCAGAAGGUUUUUUAGUACAAGAUGAUAAUAGUUGUAAGGCAGAUAUUACUGUUUAUAGAGGUAUGUGUAAUAGUAAUAAUAUUAAAUUUACACAUAUGUCUGAUGAAGAAAAAGAAAACUGGAGUAUUUCAUGUGAGGCUUAUUGGCCUUGUUAUAAAGAAUGCUCUUCUGAACAAUUUCUUUCAAACUGUCCAAAAGAUUGGAAUGAAAUAAAUUUAUAUGAAUGUAUUCCAACACAAAACUAUCGAGGAAUUUGUAAAGGAAAAAAAAACUUUAAAUAUUUUACAAUAUCAAUGAAAAAAAGUUUUGAAGAAAAAUGUAAAACAAGAUUUUUGUGUUCAAAUUCCUGUGAAAAAAAUUAUGAACAGGAUUGCCCAAUGAAUUGGCUAGCAGAAAAAGGAUACUGCUUGGCUCCACAUACAUUUGAUUUAUGCAAUAAAAAAAAGUUAUCUAUUGAAAAUUUAACAACUAAAGAUAAACAAUUUUUUGAAAAAGAAUGCUCAGUAAAUUGGCCUUGUAAAAAAAAAAAUUUUUGUGAAAUGGAUUGGAAUUUUGAAUGCCCUGAAAAUUGGGAAAAAGAAUAUCUAAAAAAUCAAAAAGAACAAUAUAUAUGCAAAUCUCCUUCUUUAUAUAAAGGAAAAUGUAAUAAUAUUUUCUUAACAAAUAAUUCGAACGAAUAUAUAAAAAGAGAAGUAGCUUCAAAUUGCAAUGCUCCUUGGCCAUGUAUUGAUGAAAAAAAAAAAAAUUCUUUUGAUCCAACAGAACAUAAAAUAAACAAUCAAGAUAAUUUUCCGAAUGAAAUAAACGGUCCAAUAACACAAGAAGGGAAAAUUUAUGAAAAAAAAAAAUACACAAUUGAAGAUAGAAAAAAUUCUAGUUUUUUUGAUAUUAUGAUAUAA
Plasmodium gallinaceum is the source of this 1389-nucleotide messenger RNA. RefSeq names its product CPW-WPC family protein, putative. Bases 1 to 1389 code for a protein of 462 amino acids. The record is from RefSeq and is a predicted model, not a curated record. The transcript has a single exon. NCBI's taxonomy places the organism in Eukaryota, Apicomplexa, Aconoidasida, Haemosporida, Plasmodiidae.